AUGGUGUCCUUUGAAACCGUACAGUCCAGCAACGCAGCCCUCAAGAACUAUGGUCCCAACCUGGUGGGGGUCUUCGUUGGUGGCACCAGUGGCAUUGGCGAAAGUACCGCCCGGGCUUUUGUGAAACAUGCGUCUUCUCCACGAGUGUAUCUCGUUGGACGGAGCGAAACUCGAGCAUCUCAGAUCAUUGAGGAACUCCGUGCCUUGAACCCUGAUGGACAAAUCAGUUUCAUUAAAAGCGAUGUCUCGCGUUUGCAGGACGUUGACCAGGCGUGCAAGGAGAUCCAAUCAAAGGAGGACAAGAUCAACCUUUUGGUUUUGAGUGCUGGCAUUUUGACCAUGAAGGGAAGAGAUGAGACUGACGAAGGGCUGGACAAGAAACUCAGUCUCCACUACUACUCGCGCAUGCGUUUCUUAUACAACCUUCUUCCACAGUUGACAAAUGCCGCCAAUGCCGCGGCCCCAACGCCUGGCCAGCACAGUCUGUCAAGUGUACUGUCUGUUCUCGACGCUCGCGGAAACGCGUCACUGAUCUUGAAUGACUUGUCGCUGAAGGAGAAUUACUCCCUGCGUAACUGCGCUAACCAUGCAAUUACCAUGACAUCGCUUUCGAUGGAAGAGCUUGCUGUUUCAAAUCCGUCAACUUCCUUUAUCCACGCGUACCCUGGAAUUGUGAGAACAAGCUUGACGCGUGACAACGGAAUGUUCAUGAAGGCGGCUCUGAAUGCGCUGUUCCUCUUGCUUACUCCGAUGCAAGUCGGUUUGGAAGAGAGUGGCGAGAGACAUCUGUAUGCCAGCACCAACCCUAUUUUCUCCCCGCGGGGAUCAAAGAGUGGUGACGUCGCGAUUGGCUCUGAUGGUGUCCAGGGCUCCGGCUCCUACCUUGUUGGCGCGGACUCGGCUACUGUCAGUAACCAAAAGGUUUUGGAAGGCUAUCGUGCGGAUGGAACGAGAGCUUCUGUCUGGAAGCAUACACUUGAUAUCUUCAAAGGAAUUUGUGGGGAAUAA
Molecule: messenger RNA, 1008 nt
Organism: Penicillium brevicompactum
Lineage: Eukaryota; Fungi; Ascomycota; Eurotiomycetes; Eurotiales; Aspergillaceae
Exons: 3
Coding region: 1-1008 (335 amino acids)
Biological process (GO): secondary metabolic process
Source: RefSeq, a predicted model, not a curated record